CUACCAAUGAAGUUGACAGAUAGCGUGAUUCGUGCAUUCAAACCUGCAAAAAUAUUCCGUGAUAACUCAGACAAAAUCAACCACAUAGAUUAUUCAGCAUCAGGCGAUACUUUAGUUACAAGCAGUAAUGAUGAUUCUAUUGUGAUUUAUGACUGCUUUGAUGGAAAACAAAAAAAAACCUCUCACAGCAAAAAGUAUGGUGUUGCUUUUAUUCAGUUUACACACGCACCACAUUCAGUUAUACACACAUCCACUAAAGUAGAUGAUACAAUUCGCUACCUGUCUUUACAUGAUAACAAAUAUCUACGGUAUUUUUCAGGUCAUACGAAAAGUGUUGUUGCACUAAACAUGUCUCCUGUUGAUGACUCGUUUAUAUCAGGAUCUUUGGAUCGAACAAUACGUUUAUGGGAUCUAAGGUCUAAUAGCUGUCAGGGUAUAAUGCAUGUAAGUGGUAGACCUGUAACAUCAUUCGAUCCUGAAGGGUUAAUAUUUGCAGCAGGUGUUGACUCUGAAGUAAUUCGACUUUAUGAUAUUAGAACAUUUGACAAAGGUCCAUUUGCAACAUUUAAUCUACCCUUAGCUGACGCUGGUAUAGAGUUAACAGCUAUAAAGUUUAGUAAUGAUGGAAAAAAGUUUAUUGUUCCUACAACAAAUGGCUCUGUCUACUUAUUAGAUGCAUUUCAAGGAAAUCUAUUGCAUACAUUUUCUGGUUUAUCUCAAGGCAGCACUGCGCCAACAUUUUUAGAAGCUUCUUUUUCUCCUGACUCACAAUAUGUCCUUUCCGGGUCUUUUGAUGGUAAAGUUCAUAUAUGGUCAACUGAUAGUGGGAAAAGAAUAGCUCUUCUUGAUGGAAUGCAUCCAGGACCCUGUUUACGGAUACGUUUCAACCCAAAGUAUAUGAUGUUUUCAACUGGAUGUUCAAAUUUGGCAUUUUGGAUUCCUGAUUUAAGCGAAGUCGAAAAAUAAUUUUGGAAAUUAGUUAUAGUUGUAGCUUUGAGGUUGCAUUUGGUUUGUUUUGUGGCCGUAACAGUAUCUACGCAGUUAUCACGUUGCAAAUGGCUAUAUUCGAUAAGUCAAAUUUCAAAUAAAAGAAAUGAAAGAACUUUAAGUUAUUCGAAGAAAUUUUUUACAAAAUGAAAAAUAGAAUUUAAAAAGUUUUAGAUUUUUUACUUUU
Messenger RNA from Hydra vulgaris (swiftwater hydra), 1174 nucleotides. Its product is annotated as WD repeat-containing protein 82. Lineage: Eukaryota; Metazoa; Cnidaria; Hydrozoa; Anthoathecata; Hydridae. The record is from RefSeq and is a predicted model, not a curated record. Gene Ontology annotation, cellular component: Set1C/COMPASS complex. Gene Ontology annotation, molecular function: chromatin binding; protein binding.